This is a messenger RNA of Vavraia culicis subsp. floridensis, 298 nucleotides long. RefSeq lists its product as uncharacterized. The transcript has a single exon. NCBI's taxonomy places the organism in Eukaryota, Fungi, Microsporidia, Pleistophoridae. Gene Ontology annotation, cellular component: cytosolic large ribosomal subunit; ribosome. The record is from RefSeq and is a predicted model, not a curated record. Gene Ontology annotation, biological process: translation. Gene Ontology annotation, molecular function: structural constituent of ribosome; RNA binding. The coding region runs from base 1 to 282 and encodes 93 amino acids.
AUGACAAAGGGCACGAGCAGCUUCGGUAAGAAAAACAAGCACAACCAUACGUUCUGUAUACGAUGCGGUAAGACAAGUUUCAACAAGCAGAAGCGUACUUGCUCAGCGUGUGCAUAUCCGGCGCCCAAGUGGAAGCGACCAGCAGGUUACAAGGCUAAGCAGCGGAAGAACGUCAACAUACGCAAUAGGCACAUGAAGAGAUCGUUGAAGUCGGCCAGGUCUGGAUUUAAGGGAGAUCCCGUUAUGAAGGCAAUUCUAAGCAAAUAUGAAGUUAAAAAUUAAAAGAAUUUAUUGAUAA